Messenger RNA from Hippocampus zosterae (dwarf seahorse), 4809 nucleotides. It is a transcript of the gene ap4e1, whose product is annotated as adaptor related protein complex 4 subunit epsilon 1. The coding region runs from base 180 to 3563 and encodes 1127 amino acids. Gene Ontology annotation, biological process: intracellular protein transport; receptor-mediated endocytosis. Gene Ontology annotation, cellular component: AP-4 adaptor complex; membrane coat. Lineage: Eukaryota; Metazoa; Chordata; Actinopteri; Syngnathiformes; Syngnathidae. Gene Ontology annotation, molecular function: cargo adaptor activity. The record is from RefSeq and is a predicted model, not a curated record. The transcript is spliced from 21 exons.
AGUGACCUACCGGAAUCACAACAAUGGUCGCCCGCGGUUUUAGGAUUUUUCUUCCCGUGCUUUUUUAAAGCAUUUCACGCGUAUUAUUGUCCGCCUGUGUGUUCCAACGUGGCGGAGAUGGAUAGACGCCUCCCUCAACGAUUCGUUUAAAAAGUAAGACAGCUCCCGAGCGGGCCAAAAUGAGCGACGUAGUGGAGAAAACCCUGACAGCUCUGCCGAGCCUGCUGUCUUUCGACUCUCAACCGGGCGCUGCCAAACUAUCUUCCACCUCCAAAUUGGCAAGCCUCAUCAGAGGAAUCACAGAGUUAACAUCCAAGCAUGAGGAAGAGAAGCUGAUUCAACAAGAACUGGCCGCAAUUAAAGAUCAAGUGUCGUCCCCUAACACAUCCAUGAGGCAGAUGAAGGAGCUCAUGGUGCGAGCCAUCUACUGUGAAAUGUUGGGCUAUAAGGCUUCCUUCUGUUACAUUCAUGCCAUAAAGCUGGCUCAACAAGGCACCGCGUUGGACAAGAGAGUUGGUUACCUCGCCGUGGCCUUGUUUCUUAAUGAAAGUCACGAGCUCCUCCUCCUCCUUGUAAAUACCGUCUUAAAGGAUCUCCAGAGCACAAACCUCAUUGAAGUGUGCAUGGCCCUCACUAUUGUUAGCCAGUUGUUCCCCAAAGAUAUGAUACCUGCGAUCCUCCCUCUUGUGGAAGAGAAGCUCACUCACCCGAAAGAAAUCAUUCGACGAAAAGCAGUCCUGGCACUGUACAAAUUUUACCUAAUUGCACCCAAUCAAGUUCAGCACAUCCACAACAAGUUUCGCAAAGCUUUGUGUGACAAGGAUCCGGGUGUUAUGACGGCCUCACUGCACAUCUACUUACAGAUGAUCAAAGAGAAUCCAGAACGUUACAAGGACUUGACAGACAGUUUUGUCACCAUUUUGAAACAAGUGGUGGGUGGAAAACUGCCAAUGGAUUACAACUAUCAUAGUGUUCCUUCUCCUUGGCUUCAAAUCCAGCUACUCAAGAUUCUAUCCUUGCUUGGGAAAGAUGACCAGAGCACAAGUGAGAUAAUGUACGAAGUCCUUGACGAGUCUUUACGACGAGCCGAGAUGAACCACAACAUCACUUAUGCAAUAUUGUACGAGUGUGUGAAAUGUAUUUACACAAUUCAUCCAAAGCAUGAACUCCUGGAAAAAGCUGCAAAAUGUAUUGGUAACUUUAUUCUGUCGCCAAAGAUUAACCUGAAAUAUAUAGGCUUGAAAGCACUCACCUACGUGGUCCAGCAGGAUCCUAAACUGGCCCUGCAGCAUCAGAUGACCAUCAUUGAAUGCCUUGAUCAUGCCGACCUCAUCAUCAAGCGUGAGACACUGGAGUUGCUCUUUAGGAUCACAAACGGCAAGAAUGUCACUGUCAUUGUGGAGAAAUUGCUGGAGUUUCUGCGCACCAGUAAAGACGACUACACGACCAUUGACCUGAUGGGGAAGGUGGCAGAAGUGGCUGAAAAAUAUGCACCUGACAACAAGUGGUUCAUUGGCACAAUGAACACUGUCUUCUCACUGGGUGGAGACUUGAUGCAGCCCGACAUCCCCAACAACUUUCUCAAACUGAUCUCAGAAGGGUUUGAUGAUGGGGAACAAGACAGGAUGUUGAGGCUAUUUGCAGUGGAUUCCUAUGUGUCUCUGCUACAGGGAGAGCCUGAGAGACUGCCUCAGCGUUUCCUCCAGGUCAUCAGCUGGGUCCUUGGAGAAUAUUCUCAUUUGAGAGAUGAUCUGGAACCUGCCACUGUUGUGAGACUUCUGGCCAAUGUUUUGGACUUGAAGCAGGCCAGCAGUGAAACGAAGAGCUGGGUCCUCUUGGCAAUGACAAAGCUCUGUGAGGGCGAGGCGGCCAAGCCUGUGCUUCAGGGAGUUUCCGAAACAUUUUGCAGCUCCAUGGACACAGUGCUGAGGCAAAGGGCUCAGGAACUACAGAACCUCCACUUGAAUCCUGAGUUGUGGGCCAGGGUGCUACCUCGAGAUGCCUUCACGGAGCCUCUGGAGGUUGAUUCAUCUUUGUCAUUUUUGGAUGAGUAUGUGUCUGAAGCGCUGGCUGCUGGUGCCGCUCCUUAUAAGUCUCCACACCAACGUCAGGAAGAACUCGCUCAGGCAAAAGCUGUCAGCAUGGAGCCCUACAGCCUGUCGCUACCUGUCAGCAUGUCCUUGAGCAGCUUAGACGGCAGACAGUCCCCCACCUUGCCCUCAAUGAGCUCUGGUCUGUCAGGUGACAGUACCGACCACUCCCACAAAGCGGGUACAACAACUCUAAAGCUGGAUAAAGUGAAGCGAGUGUGGGGGAGGGAGGGCUACCUGGCCCAGAGGGAAUCUGCAGCGGUUGAAGUGCCCGGUCCCGUCCAUUCAGCCGACCAGAUCGAGGAAGUCGGCAUCACACAGAAUCCUACCCCACCGCCAGUCGCGGAUCAAGAAAAACAGCAGCUGGCAUCUUCAUUGUUUGUCGGCCUGGGCUCCCAAACAUCUUCGUCCUUGAUGGGAAAGUCUGAGCCAAAACAUCAGAGGUUGAGGAAAAAGGCUAAAGAUCCGGUCUCCUCCUCAGAGAUCAGCAAGCAGACAUCCAACUCUAUCAUUCCUCCUCCCAACAGCCUCGAUAACCUGCUGUGUAACUCCAACAUGGACCCAAAGAGGUCCUUACCCUCAUGUACGCAGAUGACUGAAAGUUUUCAGGGCUCCGCGGCGGCUAAUGGUACCUGCGCCGCAGAGGGGGAGUUCACAGAGUGCGACGUGCAGGGACCUGAGCCCAGUCUCAUCAGGGACAACCGUUUAACCGUUGCUGGAUCUUGUGAGACGGAAGAACCAGCGGGAAUGAAAGACUUGUGUCUCACCUCUUAUCUCCCUGCUGACUGCAUCGGAGCGAACCACUCCGAAUUCACUCCUCUGUGUUCCAGCCACGGCGUGGAUCUGUCCGCCUGCCAUGUACACAAAGACAACACUUUGGUGCUGCUCGUUUUUAUUUCCAACUCCUCCAACUCUGAUGUACAGCAGUUCAUUGUGCAGGUGGACUCAGGAGAUGUUGAGGUGUCCUGUCUCUCUGAAAGUCUAAUAGACGAGUUGAGGUGCCAUCACGUCGAAGUGUGUCAGUACUCCUUGACUGCCAAGAGGCCUUCAGUUCAUCUUGAAGUAUCCGGCCUGGUUUCUUUCAACAUGCCUGACAGAACUCCUCAGACAACCCACUUCUCUUACAAACUGCCGCUUCCCUCCUUCAUCAGGCCUUUGGAGUUGUCCACAGAGGAGUACGGCACCAUGUGGCUGGCCUUCUCGCACGAUACAAAGCAGAACCUGACGCUCGUAGCAGACGUCCAGGAUUCUUUGAGAGCGACGUUGGAUGUGCUGGAGAGGAAACUUCACCUUCAUGUGGUGGCCGUCAUAGGAAUGGAAGGAAUUGUAGCUUGCCGGCUCCUCCGUGACCAGCUAUGUUUGAUGCACUGCCGGGUGCAUGGUGGCACCUUGGCCGUAUGGUUGCGCUCUUCGGUUCCAGACCUGCCCGACUGCCUGCUUUAUCACUGUCAGAGAGUAUUACAGGAAGUUUGAACCAUUGACACCACUGAACUGCAUCAGCUCUGCACCACAGGACAACUGCAAGAGGUAGCAAAUACAAGUCCAGAAAGUAAAAACCCUGCCACAGUUUGGCCUUACCCAUUUACUCAACCAAGUAAAGCUCAAGUAAACGAGCUCUGGGAGCCAAACUGUGGCAGAGUUUUUACUUUCUGGAUCUGGAUUUGCCACCUCUGACAACAGCAGAGAACGAAAAGGGAGUAUCUAAUGGCUGGUAUCUCUAUUACAAUGAUUAUUACCUCCAUCAUUAACUUUCUGGUCAUAACAUUAGGUACUCCUUCAUAACAGAAAUAAGAAUCUUUCAAUUCUAAUACAUGAUUACCGAGAUACAUGAGAGCAAAAUACUAGAAACAGUCCUCAGCAUGUUGCAGACUGCAGACUGAUGUAUCUCAUGAGAAUGCUAGUGUACCUAAUGAUGUGGCCAACAACUGCACGUUAGUUAAAUAUGAUACCCCCCCCCCCCAACCUUUUACAGUAGUUAAAUUGAUCACUAGCUCAACAUCUGGAUCCAAAGAAUUGAACCAUCACAAUAACAACAACAAAAGAGUCUUAAAAUGGUGAAUCCAUCCAUGCUGAAUUAUUGAAAAGGAAAGAAAGCGCUUGUAUUGGCUUACCAAAACUGCUGGAGUAUUGUUUGGAAUUUGCUGUGUGGGUCUUAAAAUGUGUUGCAGCAUUUGAAAGGAAAAUUCUACACUUUGUUCAAUUUCUUCAACUGAGGACACCAUUGCUGAAGUUGACAAACUGAUUCAGAUGAAGCUGACGUUUUGUCUCAAAUGUAGUGAUGAUAACUUUCUCUGAUGUGUUUAUUUUCCUUUCAUGCCAUGUCUUGUUUUAAUCUAUGCACUCGCCUUGCCGGUCGUCAUUUAGUGAGAGGACAAUAAGAGCAAUUCUUAUAUUUUUGUAUUCAAGCAGUGUUGAAUAAACAUAUUUAUUGUUUUUUUAUCUUAACUGAAAGUCUUUUUAUUUAGUUUAAUUUGAAUUAAUAGAUUCAGUCAGCCUUUUUAAUUUAGUACAAAUUGAGAGAACAUAUUUUAUUUUUUUGGUUUUGUUGUCCCUUGUGAAGCAUUUUAGUGUGUCUAAAGCAAACCCAAAGCCUUAUGUUCUAAAGCCAAGGAUGACGCGUUUGGCUUGUGCCCGUGGUACAGAGGGAAGUAGAAGUUCAGAUUCCAGAGUGCCUGAUGCAAAUACAAAAACUUCAAUAAAUUCAUCAAGUGCACCAUAA